Messenger RNA from Ceratotherium simum simum (southern white rhinoceros), 1671 nucleotides. RefSeq names its product syntaxin 1B (gene STX1B). The record is from RefSeq and is a predicted model, not a curated record. Gene Ontology annotation, molecular function: SNARE binding; SNAP receptor activity. Gene Ontology annotation, cellular component: synaptic vesicle; SNARE complex; plasma membrane. Lineage: Eukaryota; Metazoa; Chordata; Mammalia; Perissodactyla; Rhinocerotidae. Gene Ontology annotation, biological process: intracellular protein transport; synaptic vesicle fusion to presynaptic active zone membrane; exocytic insertion of neurotransmitter receptor to postsynaptic membrane.
CGCCCCCCUCCCCCGCGCUUCGGCUCCCGCAUCCCUCCAUCCAAGCCUGUGCCGCAGCCGCAUCGCCACCGCAGCCCCGGCAGAGCCGAGCCCGGCCCAGGCCCCUGCCCCUGCCCGGCCCUCGGCCCGCCGCCCCUGGCUCCGCCCCCGCCCACGAGCCACCCCUAGCGGCUCCGGUGCCCCCCGGCGCCCCUAGACCCCGGCCUCCAGCACCGAGGCAGGAGGCAGGGAGCAGCAGCAGAGGCAGGAGGACGAGGAGGAGGAGGAGGAGCCGUCGCAGGAUGAAGGAUCGGACUCAGGAGCUGCGGAGUGCGAAAGACAGUGAUGAUGAGGAGGAGGUGGUCCAUGUGGAUCGGGACCACUUUAUGGAUGAGUUCUUUGAACAGGUGGAAGAGAUCCGGGGCUGCAUUGAGAAGCUGUCGGAGGAUGUGGAGCAAGUGAAAAAACAGCACAGUGCCAUCCUGGCUGCCCCCAACCCAGAUGAGAAAACCAAACAGGAGCUGGAGGACCUCACUGCAGACAUCAAGAAGACGGCCAACAAGGUUCGGUCCAAGUUGAAAGCGAUCGAGCAAAGCAUUGAACAGGAGGAGGGGCUGAACCGUUCCUCCGCGGACCUGCGCAUCCGCAAGACCCAGCACUCCACGCUCUCCCGGAAGUUCGUGGAAGUAAUGACCGAAUAUAACGCGACCCAGUCCAAGUACCGGGACCGAUGCAAGGACAGGAUCCAGCGGCAGCUGGAGAUCACCGGAAGGACCACGACCAACGAAGAACUGGAAGAUAUGCUGGAGAGCGGGAAGUUGGCCAUCUUCACCGAUGAUAUCAAAAUGGACUCGCAGAUGACGAAGCAGGCACUGAAUGAGAUCGAGACGAGGCACAACGAGAUCAUCAAACUGGAAACCAGCAUCCGUGAGCUGCAUGACAUGUUUGUGGACAUGGCCAUGCUCGUGGAAAGCCAGGGUGAGAUGAUUGACCGCAUUGAGUACAACGUGGAACAUUCCGUGGACUAUGUGGAGCGAGCUGUGUCUGACACCAAGAAAGCUGUGAAAUAUCAGAGCAAGGCCCGGAGGAAGAAAAUCAUGAUCAUCAUUUGCUGUGUGGUGCUGGGGGUGGUCUUGGCGUCAUCCAUUGGGGGAACGCUGGGCUUGUAGGCCCCCCACCCCAUCUCUCCCAGACCCAUCCCCCACCACAUCGGGAGCAAUACCCCCACCAGUCCUUUCACUCCAUCCCCUACUCCAGGCUCACCCCCAAGACAGACCCAGACAGUCCCCCUUCACCCCCAUUAGACCCUGGAGUCCCUGGACCUCAGCCUGCCACGGACCACCCCCGGCCCCCGCACGUAGAUAGCAGCAGGCGUGACUACACAUGCACACCAACAUGCAUGCUGCCGGCACAUGCUUGAGACGUGUGGGCACCCCAGUGUGUGUGUGUAUGUGUGCAGAUGUGUGUAGAAGCACCAAAUCACACUUCAUGCCCCCCACCUGGAGCCUGUGUGCUGUCUGAGCUUCCUCCCUUCACUUGGGUGGUUGUGUAGACUGUGGCUGAGUACAACACAGCAGCCCACCAGGCCCCACUCUGUCUUCUGUGAAUAGGUGUGUGUGUGUGUGGCACAGAUCUGUGGACACAAUUUGUGUGCACGGAAUUUUGUGUUCGAGUGUUUAAAUCUAAUGCAAC